Messenger RNA from Rotaria socialis, 1071 nucleotides. Lineage: Eukaryota; Metazoa; Rotifera; Eurotatoria; Philodinida; Philodinidae. The record is from the annotation of a GenBank genome assembly.
AUGAUGGUCAAGGCACAGAAUGCUUUUGAAGUGGAAGGAUUCUAUGAAGAAACAUUCUAUCCAAUGCUUAACUUAUCCAGUACAGAUUUAGUUGAAAACUUGGAAUAUCUUUCAAAACAAUUCAAUCGUUAUUUUCCGUUUUCCAUUUUUCUUUUUGGCAUGAUUGGAAAUAUUCUUAAUUGUUUUGUUUUAUCACAACCGAAUCUUCGCAUGAAUCCAUGUGCUUAUCUUUUUCUAAUUUCGUCGAUUGCGAAUAUUAUUUCUAUUACUUUUGGUUUAGCAACACGAGUUUUAUCCGGCUGGCAUAUGGAUUUAGCAGCUCAAAAUGUUUUGAUUUGCAAAUGUCGUGCAUUUGUUGUGUUCGUUUCACGAACAAUUGCUUUUUGGCUUAUUGCAUAUGCUACCAUCGAUCGCUGGUUUUCAUCAUGUAUUCUGCAUCAACGAAGACAAAUGAGUUCAUUAAAAAAUUCACAGCGAGUGACCAAAAUUAUCAUUCUUGCUUCCGUUCUUCUUUAUUGUCAAAUGAUUUAUUGUUAUGAUGUAAAUAUUACUGCAGCUCCACUUCAAUGCUAUGGUAAAAAUGUAGUUUGUCGUUCUCUAACCGAUUUUACAUAUGCAACGAUAACUGUAUUAAGUCCAUUGCUAAUUAUGUGUAUAUUUGGUUUAAUCACAAUAUCGAAUAUACGGCAUCAUUAUUAUAAGCGAGCAUUAAAAAGAAAGGCAUUUAAAGUAAAUCCGAACAAUAAAACAACAUUCAAAUCCGUCAGCAUUCAACGACGACGAAGAAAGCGAAUAAAUCGUUAUCUGCAUCAUGUACUAUUCGUUCAAAUUGUUUUUCUUUCAAUUCUAACAGUACCACAAGCGAUUGAAAAAAUCUAUACGACAUUAACGGUGAAUACAAAAAAAUCAUCGUUACAUAUGACUAUUCACAAAUUUAUUUAUAAUUUUGUAUUGCUUCUCACUUAUUUGGCUAGCGGAUUACCAUUCUAUAUCUAUACACUAUGCGGUGGAAGUAUAUUUCGUAAUACGCUACUGAAUUUGUUGAGAAAAAUUAUUCCUAACUAUAAUUAA